Messenger RNA from Cladophialophora carrionii CBS 160.54, 1995 nucleotides. RefSeq lists its product as uncharacterized. The record is from RefSeq and is a predicted model, not a curated record. Lineage: Eukaryota; Fungi; Ascomycota; Eurotiomycetes; Chaetothyriales; Herpotrichiellaceae. The transcript has a single exon. The coding region runs from base 1 to 1995 and encodes 664 amino acids.
AUGAGCCGCGCCCAGCCCAUCACCGCCUACACGGCCAUUUCCUACGUCUGGGGCGACACCAGCGACGCAGUCAAGCUCCAGAUAGCAAUUGAUGGACGACCCGCCAGGAUCUCGCCAAACCUGCACUCAGCCCUGGUGCGGCUUCGCGACCACUCGAGCAGUCGGUUCCUCUGGGCCGACGCCCUCUGCAUCGACCAGAUGCCCGACGCAGCAGGGUUGGCCGAGAAAGAACAACAGGUCGGAAACAUGGACAGGACAUUCUCAAAGGCCGAGCAUGUGAUGAUCGAUCUCGGCUCGACGCCAGCCCCUGAAGUCCUCGCCGUGCUCGAUCGGUUCUUCAGCAUCCCCGACGAGAGAUGGGAAGAGUCACGACGAAUCGUGGCGACCGAGAACUUCAAGUCCAGCUUCCAAUAUCUCGCGCCGUUCGAUCUUCCCGGUGUUCAGCAUGAUUUCUGGCCAGCUUUUGCAGAGUUCAUGCAACGGCCCUGGUUCUCUCGCGUCUGGAUCAUCCAGGAAUACGCACUGGCCGCGCAGUCGACAUUCCUGAUCGGCACCGACACCCGCCCAGGUCCAUACCUGGCCCGGGGCUUCCUUCGCGCCCUGCAAUACAUGUUGUUUCUGUACCACUCGGACCGGCGAGACCCGGUUGAUGAAAAGCCCAAUGCACGGCUCGCCCGCGUAGUCUGGGACGUCGAUCAGCCUUACACGGCCGUCCUGUUGAUCGACGAAGCGAGACGAUCACGCCCGCAGGGUCUCCCGCUGAGCACGCUGCUGUGGCGCACGAAGCGGUUCCACGCCACGAACCCGCGCGACAAAGUGUACGCGGUCUUUGGCCUGGUCGACGACGCCGCCCGUGUCAAGGACGAGAUCCCCAUCGACUACCAGAGCGACGACACCCACCCGCUCGGCGCCCAAGUUGCACGAUACCUCGUCCGCACAGGCAACGGCGCGUACCUGCUGUACAACUGCCUCGGCGUGCGCAACGAACCACCGCACCCGUCAUGGGAACUCGUCCUCACAGCGCCGACCCGCGACGGCUUCGCCGAGCUCUACAAGCCAACGGGCCAGCUGGACCACGACGUCUACCAAGCCAGCGGGCCCACACGCUUCACGUGCAGAUGGCAGGACGUCGCUGCCUCGGCGUCACCGACCGCGACGACAACGAAGCCGAUGGCCGCCUCACAUCUCCUUCUGCAGGUCUGCAUCGUCGACGAAAUCACCUCCCUUGGCCCAGCCCUACCGCACAUCAGCACCAUGACCCACGCCGACCUGGCCAGCAACUCGUCCUGGUUCCCCCAAGCUUGGGAGUGGAUGUGCUCGGUGCACGCGUCGCAUUCCUGCCCGCCGCAGCUGCACCUGCAGCCUCAGCCUCAAGCCGCCGCCCCCCGGGGCUCGAUGCCACCACUUCUCGACUUCACCCUCCAGUGCUGGCAAACGGCCAUCGCCGACCUCAUCAUCCCGCCCGAGGGAGAAGGACGCGGGUACGUGCGCGCCACCAAACACGCGCCCUCAACGGCGCGAUUAUGUCUCGAGGCCAUCGACAACACGGCGCGGCACGCGUCUUGCGUGCGCCGGAACGUCGAGCACGAGUUCCGCUCCACCAUGCCGUUGGACGGAAGGUUCGAAGCCUACGUCUACACCCUCUCGGAGAGUUUCGUGUACGCCUUUGGCCGCCGCUUGGCGGUGACCAGGCGCCGGCGGUUCACGUGCUGUGUGCCCCGUGAGGCUGAGGACGGCGAUGUCGUCUGCAUCGUUCUGGGUUGUCCCAUGCCGUUUGUGCUGCGUAGGGUCGUCACAGCGGCGGCAGCAGGAGGAGGCGGAGGAGGCGGAGGAGGCGGAGGAGCGGGAGCAGGAGGCAGGGCAGCAUCAACAGCAACAGCAACAGCAGGACGAGUCUCCUAUCGAAUUGUCGGAUCUUGUUACGUGCACGGCCUCAUGGACGGCGAGGCCUUGACGGCCGACUAUUGGAAAGAGGAGGAGAUUGAAGUGCGAUAA